AUGGAGUACAAGCGUCAGUCUCCGGCCGCCGUGAAGGUGAAGCCGCGCCUCAUCAUCCACGGCGGCGCGGGUAACAUCAAGCCGUCGAAUCUGCAGCCGCCAGAGUAUGCGGAGUACCGCCACGCCUUGCUGACGAUUGUCAGCAAGACAAACGCCUACCAAAACACUCCCUCCCCCACGGGCACAUCCACCAGCGCCCUCCCCACAGCCCUAGAAACAGCAACCCACGCCGUCACCCUGCUAGAGAACAACCCCCUCUUCAACAGCGGCCACGGCGCAGUCUUCACCCGCGACGGCAUCAACGAGCUCGAGGCCUCCGUCAUGGUCUCCCGCGGCUUCGCGAAGCGCGGUGUCGGCGUCACGGGGCUGAGGCACGUCCGGAACCCGAUUUUGUUGGCAAAAGCGAUUUUGGAGCACGGGGAUGAGGAUUUGGGGGGCAACCCUGAGAGUAGUCAUCCUUCUUCAUCCUCUGAUAUUCAUGCUGCUGCUGCUGCUGCCGCCAGCAUCGACGCUCCCUCGGCACAAGGCCACACACUACUCCACGGCCCAACAGCCGAGACCCUCGCGAAAAGGUACGGGCUGGACUUGGUAUCUACGGACUACUUCUUCACCCAGCGGCGGUGGGACGAACACAUCCGCGCCCUCGAACGGGAGAGGGCAGGCCAGGGCUCGAGCACGUACAGCACGACAGAGUUCCUCCCGCAAGGCACCGUCGGCGCCGUAGCCCUAGACGAACAUGGGGUCGUCUGCGCCGCAACGAGCACAGGCGGGCUGACGAAUAAGUUGACGGGUCGGAUCGGGGAUACGCCUGUCGUCGGGGCCGGGUUCUGGACCGAGGAGUGGGUUGAGGAGGGGGAUCCGACGGGGGCGUUUGCGCGUGCUGGUGGUGCUGGGGACGGGUUCCUUGUGCUGAGUGAGAGUCUGAAGGGGCUGAUGGCGGAUUGUCUCCCCUCGCUGAGAACCUACUCCCCCGUACCUGGCGGCAUGGCUAGUCUGCGCAAGGGUGUCAAGACGACGAGGGCGAUUGCGGCCUCCGGGACGGGUAACGGGGACUCGUUCAUGCGCGUCGCCGCAGGUCGGACCGUCGGCGCCGUGGCGAGGUGGAAGCCUCUUUCCGGGGCUGACGCCGUGUCGUUUGUUUCUGGUCCGGGCGGGGAGUUGCAGAGUAGUGCGGGUCCGCGGUGGAAGGUCACCGGCGAGGGUGAGGGCGGUAUUAUCGGGAUCGAGGUUGCGGUCACGAGGGACGAGGGGGGGGAAGUGGUGGGUGUAAGGUCGGAGAUUCUGCAGGAUUUCAACUGUAAUGGGAUGUACAGGGCUUGGAUCGCCGAUGAUGGCAAGGCGUAUGCGAAGAUUUAUCGGGAUGGUGUUGAGGGGGUUGAUGUGAGGGAGUAUUCUGAGAAGUGGUGA
Colletotrichum paranaense is the source of this 1407-nucleotide messenger RNA. Its product is annotated as asparaginase. NCBI's taxonomy places the organism in Eukaryota, Fungi, Ascomycota, Sordariomycetes, Glomerellales, Glomerellaceae. The record is from RefSeq and is a predicted model, not a curated record. Gene Ontology annotation, molecular function: asparaginase activity; beta-aspartyl-peptidase activity. The transcript has 2 exons. Bases 1 to 1407 code for a protein of 468 amino acids. Gene Ontology annotation, cellular component: cytoplasm.